UGGGAUCUUCGGUACCGCCAGAUCGGUACGAGUCUCACUGUCUACACAGCAGAUGGUCAGCUGCCUGUCAGCUGCCUGCCAUCUGCGUCGCCACUUUCGCAUCGUAAACCCGUAAAUAAAUGAUAGCCUGCCUCCUUCUUCCCUCACUAUUCCUCGCUUUGUCUUCGUGCAAUUGCGCGGUUGGGUUGUUGAGCCGCGGCACACUUGCUGCUAGUUACAGCUGGGUUUCGUGCUUUCAUCUUGUCAAAUCAGGGCCAGGUUUCACCAAUUUGUCGAUCCCCUUUCGUGCGUCGUACUUAGACUCUCUCGUCGGGGAAGCGUGCGUUUUAACAAGGAAAGUUCUCUAAGGCGAGGCUUGGAAGCGGUCCGCCAUGGCGCAAGAGGAGGAGAUGAGUGCGUUGUUUCCGGUGUUCGCGUUAUCGAUCGUCGCGUUACUGGCUAUACCGUGGACGCUGUAUCGGCUGAUUGGUUUCUUCUCCUCUAAGCAACAGACGCUGCACUGCCCCUGCUCGCUCUGCGACCGCGACCCCAAGAAUCGCCCCACCGUCUGGGCUCGCGUAUCCAAGUUCCUGUCGGUUCAGAACGUGACUCUCAUCCUCAUGUGGGUCGCCAUGGUCGCCCUCCUCUACUACAUCAAAGUGCUCAAUCGCGAUGCACAGCCCUUCGAGCCGUUUUCUAUUCUGGGGCUCAGCCCAGGAGCAUCGGAUGCAGACAUUAAGAAGGCCUACCGCAAGCUAUCCCUGCAGUACCACCCUGACAAGAACCCCGACCCAGCCGCCAACCAGUUCUUCGUGGACUACAUCUCCAAGGCGUACCAGGCGCUCACGGACGAGGUGGCGAAGGCCAACUGGGAGAAGUACGGCCACCCGGACGGGCAGCAGGCGAUGAACGUGGGGAUCGCGCUGCCCAAGUUCAUGCUGGACAUCCAAGGACCCAAGGGCGCGUAUCUCCUCCUGGGUCUAGUCGGAGUGGGCAUCCUGCUGCCGCUCAUCGUCGUUGUCAUCUACCUGUCGCGCUCGUCCAAGUACACGGGCAACAACGUCAUUCAAGACACUCUGAGGAACUUCUACCAACUCAUCAAGCCGUCUCUCGCUCCCAGCAAGGUGAUCGACGUGCUCACCAAAGCCAUGGAGUUCCUGGAGAUGAAGGUGCGCGGGUCGGACGUGGAGCCCAUGCAGCGCGUGUUCUCGCUCGUGCGCUCCGAGCUCAACCUGGACCCCAAGAACCUCAAGCAGGAGACCAAGAAGUUCUGGACGCGCUACCCCGCGCUGAUCAAGGUGGAGUUGCUGCUGCUGGCGCAGCUGACUCGGCAGGCGGACUCUGUGCCAGCAGAGCUGCGAAAGGACUUCAACACCAUUCUCAAGCUCACUCCCCGGCUCAUGGAAGAGCUUAUUAAGAUCUCUCUCUUCCCUCGUCCCCCCAUCGGGCACGCAUGGUUGCGCCCAGCAGUGGGGGCGGUCGAGCUGUCCCAGAGCUUCUACCAGGCGGUGCCGCUGUCGGCGCGCAAGCAGAUGGACAAGGGCGGGAGUGCGGAGGGCAACGCGGCGCUGCUGCAGCUGCCGCACAUCGAUGAGGGCGUGGUGAAGAAACUGAAUAGGAAGAAGCUCAAGACCCUCCACGAGCUCAGGGACUUGACGGAAGAGGCUCGUCUCGACCUCCUCACCACAGUGGGGGGCCUUAGUCCGCUUGAAGCAAGUGACGUGGAAGCAACUCUUUCCACGAUGCCCGAGAUAGACGUGGACGCGGCGUGCAUCACGCAGGGCUCGGACGACGGCAUCCAGGAGGGCGACGUGGUUACCCUCCGCAUCUGGCUCUCCAUGCGGCGCCACAACGGCCGCGUGGUCGCGCACCCCCACAUGCCGCACUUCCCCUACCGCAAGGACGAGGCCUUCUGGCUCUUCCUGGCGGACCAAGCCGGCAACGCCGUCUGGAUCUCCCAGCGGAUCACCUUUCUGGAUGAAACGGCCGCGAUUCGGGCUGCGGCGGAUUAUACGAGGGAGACGGCGGAGGCGGAGGGGUUUGACGAUGGGGAGGUGGCCCGGGAGGUCAAGGAGGCGGUUGCGCGGGUGAAGGGGGGAGGUCGGCUGGUGAUUGGCAAGUUCCAGGCACCGGCUGAGGGCGUUUAUGCCCUGACUGUGAUGGUGAUGAGUGACGUGUGGAUCGGAUGCGAUAAGAAGGUCCCUCUCAAGAUCAAGGUGGCCAAGAGAACAAGGGCCGGCACAAGGGGGGCAGUGGUGCCCUCGGAGGGGCUCGGGGAUAGUGACGAGGAGGGAGAGGAGAGGGAGGAGGGAGAAGGGGAGGAGGAGGAGGGGUAUGAUGAGGAUGAUGAUUACAUGAGUGAGUAUAGUGAGGACGAGGAGGAAGAGGGGGAGGGGGAGGGGAAGAAGGGAGGGGAGAGAGAGGGUGAGGAGGGUGGUGACAAAACGGAGGGUUCGGAUGGCAGUGAAGAGAAGGACGAAUCUGAGCCAUUGAUAAACGGCAAGAAGAAAUAACAUGGCGGUAGCAAAUCUAGCUCAAUCCGAACCCUCCGUUUUGCCACUGUUAAUGGCAGCAUCUCGCCUUCAAUCACUUGUACCCUUUAAAACUUCCUGUGGGCUUGUUCAGUACACCCCUGAUCCUGUGUAAACCAUUCAAAAUGCGUAUACUUAC
Closterium sp. NIES-67 is the source of this 2649-nucleotide messenger RNA. The record is from the annotation of a GenBank genome assembly. NCBI's taxonomy places the organism in Eukaryota, Viridiplantae, Streptophyta, Zygnematophyceae, Desmidiales, Closteriaceae.